UUGCAAGACAUUCAAAUUCUAAGCCCUGCCAACCAGCGGCAGCUGGUUCAGCUUAACAGACCAUUAGCUGUGAAAGAGAACAUUUUCAUCCAUGAUCUCAUCGCCCAGCAAGCGAAGCUGCGUCCCGAAGCACAAGCCAUUCACGCUUGGGAUGGCGACCUCUCGUACUCUCAGCUUCAACAACUCGCCGAAAGAUUUGGCCAAUUUCUUUCCAUGUCAGGAGUCGGACCAGAAACUAUUGUCCCAAUCAUCUUUGAAAAGUCGGUCUACAGCAUCAUCGCUGUCCUCGGAGUUGUCAGAGCGGGCGGCGCUGUUGUGGCGUUGGACCCUCAACUCCCAGAUGGCCGCCUGAAGAUGAUCAUCGAAGAUGUUCAAGCCUCCGUGGUUAUUUCUUCUGCUCAAUGCCAGCAUCGAGUUCCCUCUCGCAUCCAAGGAAACAACCGAGUCAUCGUGGACAAAGCAUUUAUGACCCGCCUUCCGUCCGUCUCAACCCAAACAACUUCACCUCCUCCGUCCACCGAUACUGCUCUCUACGUCGUGUACACGAGCGGGUCAACUGGAAAGCCAAAAGGUGUCGUUGUUACUCACGCCGCUUUCGCCUCUAGUGCACGAGGAUACUCCAAGGCUAUUCACCUGGACUCACCUCUACGCCGGGCCCUACAAUAUUCCUCUUUCUCCUUCGACAUAUCGAUGCUGGAGAUUUUCACUACUUUAAUGGUUGGAGCCUGUCUGUGCAUUCCCUCUGAGGAGCAGCGGAUGAACAACUUGGCCAGCUGUAUCUCCAGCAUGAGCGUUAAUUGGGCGAUGUUGACUCCUUCUGUGGCAAGUCUCAUGACUCCAGAGGAGGUUCCGGGCUUGGAGGUGCUUUGUUUGGUUGGCGAAGCACUUCCGCAGUCUGUCGCGGACAGAUGGGCCGAUCGCGUCAAGACCAUCAACGGCUACGGGCCUGCAGAAUGCUCAGCCAUCACCAUCGUCGAUGAACCCAGGGUGCGGGGGAAGAAAAGUGUUUCUAUCGGCCGUCCCCCGAACUGCGCUGUCUGGAUUGUCGGCGAAAAUGAUGGACUAGCUCCCUUCAAUUCCAUCGGCGAGAUCAUCAUCGAGGGACCCCCAGUCGCCCGCGGCUAUCUGGGAGAUGAGACCAGAACAAAAGAGGUUUUUCUUGAGAACCCGAAGUUUCUUCAAGGAGUCGUCCGUGAUCCUGGACGUUGCUAUCGGACUGGAGACCUCGGAAGCAUGAAUCCCGAUGGCUCAAUUGACUUCGUUGGUCGCAAAGACAGCCAGGUGAAAAUCAACGGCCAGCGCGUCGAGCUGGGCGAGAUAGAAUACCACCUCAAGAGUGCUGUUCUCUCAGAGCUAUUGAGGAAAGAUCCCAUCAACUCGUCCGUCGAAGUGGUGGUUGAGAUGAUCUACCCUCGCGAAGGACAACUGGGUGUUCUUUCCGCUUUUAUCGCGUCUCGGGAUUCAGCCAGUGGACACGGCAGAUCUGAAAACAUUCUCCUUGAAGAAUCGGACCUAUCCUGGGGACGCAUAAAGUCGAUGGGCGAGGAUGUCUUGGGCAAGCUUAUGCAAGGCCUCCCACUUUACAUGGUCCCGAAAGCAAUUGUGCCGUGCCGGAGAUUGCCUCUGUCCCCAUCUGGAAAAGUUGACAGGAAGGCGUUACGAAGUCUGGGCAACUCCAUGACUCUGCAGCAGCUGAUGCAAUCUUCGACCCAACCCAACAUUGUUUCCUCCACGCCUUUGGAUCAGCGUCAAUGUGUUGAGCUCAGUGAAAGCGAUCAAGAGUCUUCGAUAGGUCAAGAUACCCUUCUCUCUGAGGACUCCCCCUCAUCGGAAGCUUCAGUUCCAGCAUCCUUGCCGGACGAAGAAGGGCUUUCGCCAAUCAAAAGAUCUCUUCGACAAGCCUGGGCUAAGAUCCUUGGUUUGUCCGAAGAGUCAAUCAGUCUUGAUGACGAUUUCUUCAAGCUGGGGGGCGACUCAAUCGCAGCCAUCAAAGUUGUCGCAGCAUGUCGGCAGCUUAAGCUUCAGAUCAAUGUUUCCAACAUUUUUAAGAACUCGGUUCUGAGAAAAAUGGCAUUGGUCUGCAAGAGUAGUGCCGCAGAUGAACUUCUGGCAUUUUCUUCUCGAUUCACACCAUUUCAGUUCUUCAAGACAGAAGAAAUAUCUGUAUUACGGGAAGAGGUUUCUUUGCAGUGUGGCGUUAAGCCAGAGAGCAUCGAAGACCUGUAUCCUUGCACUCACAUGCAGGAGGGCCUGAUGGCAGUCAAUCUUACACGUCCAGGAAGCUACACUGGCCGAUGGAUUCAUCCAUUGCCAAAGGACGUUGACCUGGCGAGGUUCCGGAAAGCCUGGGAAGAUAUCCACGCGGCAUCGCCUGUUCUGCGAACACGAUUCGCGGUCACUUCAACCGCAGGCUCUCUCCAAGCUGUCAUGAGAGAACAGGUUCAGUGGCUGGCUUCUGACAACCUUGACGAGUAUCUCAAAGAUGACGAUGCAAACCCUAUGUUUCCCGGGGAUUCGCUCAAUCGAUUCGCACUCAUCACUUCACUCAAUGGAGAUCGGACAUUUGUGUGGACCAUUCACCACAUGCUCUAUGACGGUUGGUCCCUUGCCAUGCUUUGCAAGAGACUCAAUGAGGCAUACCACGGCCGCACCAUGAAGCCUGCAACGGAUUACCGCAAGUUCAUAUCCUACACGCAGAAGCUGCAACCGAGCAGUUUCUCUCAGUUCUGGAAAGACGAACUUUGUGGCGUUCCUCAGUCGACGUUUCCUUCUCGACCGAAGCCGGGUCACCAGUCAUUUGCUCGUGCCGUUGUCAGAGACUCGUUACAGCUUGACUUGGACCCGACAUCUGGCGUAACCAUGUCGACCCUUGUACGAGCCGCGUGGGCUCUGAUGAUCAGCCACUAUUCUAAGUCUGAGGAUGUGCUCUUCGGUGCAACAGUUUCGGGGAGAAAUGCGCCCCUAGACGAGAUUGAAAACAUCGAAGGUCCGACCAUCGCAACGGUUCCAGUGCGGGUUCGAUUGAGCAGAGACUCGACUAUCCACGAGUAUCUACGUCAAGUUCAAGACCGAGCCACCGCUAUAAUACCUUUCGAACAGGCCGGAAUCCAGCAUAUCAAGGCUCUCAACGAAGAUACAAAGCGAGGCUGCGAGUUUCAGAACCUUCUUGUCGUGCAGGCUGGUGGCGGCUGGGACGAAAUUGGCUCUGGUCCGCUGGGGAAACCGAUCUACCGGGAAGAGUUCACCACAUUCCCAGUGACGUGCGAAGUCUGGCUUCACCAUGGCCGAGUUGAGUUUGCAACUCACGUCGACGAGGAUGUCACCACCCGUAUCUUCGUGGCAGAGGCCAUUGAGAUCGUCAAGAUAGUGAUGGUCCAGUUAUCUCAGGCACUGUCUUCAAACGCUAAGUUUCAAACAAUUUCGAGCUUGGUCUAUGAUAAACUGCCAUUACCUGCAUCGAAACCUCAAGGUCAGGAUAUUCAAGAAGCAGAAGUUUCAAAAUCCAUCCACGAUCUUAUUUCGGGCAAAAGUAGAGAACAGGCCAAGAAGGAAGCAAUUGUCUCGACUUCAGACACCAUCACCUAUGAGGAUCUCGAACGCAUGUCGUCUGCCCUCUCUACGCAUCUCACCGAGAUCGGUGUUGCACCAGGUGCCAUGAUUCCAUUGUGCUUUGAGAAGUCAGUUUGGACCAUCGUAGCCAUGUUGGGAGUCAUGAAGGCCGGUGCUGCAUUUGUGCCGUUGGAUCCUGGUCAGCCUAUUUCCAGGCUCAGAAACAUCAUCAAAGAGAUCAAGGCCAACAUAGCACUCACGUCUGCUUUCCAUUCCAAGGCAACCAACCUUGGGCUCGCGACGCAGAUCAUAGUGGACAGAGAGCGCCUGGAUCAAUUGCCAAAGUCUCAUGAUCCAUGCUUCAGUUCGAAUCCUCAACACCCCGCGUACGUCAUCUUCACAUCAGGAUCUACUGGCCAGCCAAAAGGAGUGAUCAUCCCUCAUUCUGCAUUCGCCCAUGGAGCUGUCUCUCACGGAAAGCUUCUCGGAAUGUCCAACAAUCAUCGCGUGUUGCAGUUUUCAUCUUACACAUUCGACGCCAGCUUGUUUGAGAUUCUCACUACUCUCAUUCACGGUGGCACCGUCUGUGUCCCAAGCGACAAGGAACGUGUAGAAGGCAUUGAAGACUUCAUGAAGGAAACCAACGUCAACUUAUCACUGCUUACACCUUCCGUGGCCCGCUUCAUUGCGCCCUCAGAAGUACCUUUACUCAAGACGCUGGUCCUCGGCGGAGAAGCGCCAGAUGAGUCACUCAUCAAGAAGUGGCUAGAUGCCGGGACUCGACUGUUCAACGCUUACGGCCCGAGUGAGUGUUCUGUCAUUGCGGCAAUCCACGCCUACAGUCCGAGGUCAGACCCCCGUACUAUUGGAGUUCCUGCCGGAUGUUCUUGCUGGGUUGUUGAUCCCGAGGAUGACAGUGCUUUGGUUGAAAAUGGCGAAGCUGGCGAGCUCCUUAUUGAAGGUCAAACAUUGGCUCAAGGCUAUCUCAAUGACCACCAUCAGACCUCUACGGCUUUCAUUGAUACGCCAUGCUGGGGACGCAACGAUUCACGGACGAACAACUCGUUAUUUUAUAAAACAGGAGAUCUGGUUCGGAAAGACCCAGACGGAACUUUGAUUUACAUCGGACGUAAAGAUCUCCAAGUCAAGGUCCACGGACAGAGAGUUGAGCUGGGCGAUAUCGAAUCUCACUUGACCGGGUGCAACUCUGUCAAGCGUGGCAUUGUUGUGUUCCCUUCAACUGGCAUAUUUCAAGAUCGUCUUGUCGCCGUGCUGGAUCUUGAUCUUCAAGAUCGGGAACUCCGAUCCGCUGCGAGACCUCAAAGUCGUUUGCUGUUCGAAGAGCAGGUUGAUCGGAUUAAAGCGGAUCUGUCUGGCAGAAUCCCUAGCAUCAUGAUACCGACUCAUUGGAUCAACAUCACGAGAAUUUCAAGCAGCGGCUUCCCCCUUUCCGCCUCGGGUAAAGUUGACAGGAGACUCAUUACCUCCCUGCUUGAGGAGUUAUCUAUGACUCAGUCGGAAUCACUCAUCAAGCUUGCUUCAGCACACAACGAGAGCUUGAGCGUUGGCCCGGACGAGAAGUUGGCGUACGGGCUAGCGUUGAAGAUCCAAUCUCUUGUCCCUGCGAAGUUUUCAUCUGCUAGAGCUGCGACAGAUCAUUUCGACGACAUGCUCUUGUCUUCCUCAGGUCUAGACUCCCUGACGAUGAUGUCUCUCAUGCAGUUCGUUCGCAUUACGCAUCGGGUCAGAGUCGGUAUGCAGUUCUUGAUGAACGAAACCACGACAAUCAGAAGUCUCGCCUCAUUUAUCGAAAGCUCAACGGCCCCUGAAUCCACCACAGCGGCCAGCCCGCAAACUUCUGUUAGAACUGUCGAUAUCAUGGCCGAGAUUGAGCGGUAUCAGACCGAGCUGUUGACUCCGCUAAAUGCUCCCAGUGGGGUCAACAAGAUUUCACCGAAAGGCCACGAUCUUACAGUCUUCCUCACGGGAGCAACUGGGUACCUUGGUACUCAGAUUCUCCGCCAGCUGCUGGAGCGGCCCGACGUUAGUAGAGUGGUUGCCCUGGCGCGAGGAUCGACUGCUGAAGUGGCGAAGACUCGGGUGAUUGAGACAGCCUUGAAGGCACUCUGGUGGACGGAGUUUCACGAAGAAAAGUUGGAAGUAUGGAAAGGGGACCUAGGGGUGCUGCAACUCGGACUCACAGAGUCACAGUGGGAGCGCUUGGCAGAUGGCUGCUCGUUCGACAUCAUCAUUCACAAUGGUGCCGUCGUGCACUGGAACAAGAGCUACUCUGCUCUCGAAGCCGUCAAUGUCCGAUCCACCGUCCAGCUUGCCGCCCUUGCGCUGCAAAACCCUGGCCUAAGAUUCACGUAUGUAUCAGGUGGUCGCCAGUGCCGAUCGGAGGACGAGUGUGAGGAAGACGUCGUUCGAGAACUUUCUGAUUCGAUGGGCUACAGCCAGUCGAAGUUUGUGGCAGAGACACUGGUCAAGAGAGUGGCCGAGCGACGUCCUGUCGGCCAACGAAAUAUUGCGGUAUUCAGACCUGGUCUCAUCAUCGGAACGCCUACAGAAGGUGUAGCCAAUCUUGAUGACUAUAUCUGGAGACUUGCGGCAGCAUGCAUCGACAUUGGCGCCUACAACGCCGACGACAACAACGCGUGGCUGAGCCUUUCUGAUGCAUCAACGACUGCUGCAUCAGCCAUCAACACGGCGUUCUCACCGCAGUCACUAGCACGACCAGUCUCUCAUCAACAAGACGGAAUGACUUGGGGUGCCUUUUGGUCUCUUGUCAAACGGCGCAUCUUCUCGAGGAUGAGUCGAUGGGGUGGAACGUACACGUGGAGGAGAUAA
This is a messenger RNA of Colletotrichum karsti, 6399 nucleotides long. Its product is annotated as amino acid adenylation domain-containing protein. The transcript is spliced from 3 exons. The record is from RefSeq and is a predicted model, not a curated record. Lineage: Eukaryota; Fungi; Ascomycota; Sordariomycetes; Glomerellales; Glomerellaceae. Gene Ontology annotation, molecular function: phosphopantetheine binding; catalytic activity. Gene Ontology annotation, cellular component: cytoplasm. Gene Ontology annotation, biological process: secondary metabolite biosynthetic process; amino acid activation for nonribosomal peptide biosynthetic process.